Molecule: messenger RNA, 1173 nt
Organism: Aspergillus niger
Lineage: Eukaryota; Fungi; Ascomycota; Eurotiomycetes; Eurotiales; Aspergillaceae
Exons: 3
Coding region: 1-1173 (390 amino acids)
Molecular function (GO): protein binding
Source: RefSeq, a predicted model, not a curated record
AUGUCACAACCCCAAUGUCUUCUUUCAGUUUUGCCUACCGAGUUGGUUUUUGAUGACGACAGUGAUAACAAGGACGACAAGGACCAUGAUGGCUAUUACAACGGUCGAAGUUCACUGCUGCACACAGCUAUAUAUUGCAAGAAUGUCGAAGUGGUCAAAAUUCUACUGCAAAACGGUGCUGACCCCGGAAUAGCUUGCACUAGAGGCGGUCCACCAGGUACUCUGGAUCGCUUGUUGGCCCAUACAUGUGAAACUUAUCCACUAAUGGUAGGGGCCCAUCUGGACGCAGGUGCCAAACCAUUUUCUUUCGAAUUUGCUACCAAACUGUGCUAUAAUGACGAUUUCAUAAACUCGCUGAUUAAGCGUAUAUUGAACAAACAUCUGGACGUUUACUGCACAUACUCUGGAAGGUUAUCAGUCAAAGAGUUUACUGAUACAGCAAUACUACAUUUUCCUGCUUCCGAAGGCAAUCCUGAUCUCCUGGAGGCGAUAAUUACUCGUGCACCAAGCCUGCUGAACAUCAGUGUUCCAAACCCUGUUCCGAAUGGCCAGUCUGCGAAAAGAUGGUAUAAUUUAAACUCACUGUUGAACCUGGCUCCGGGAUCACACAAACCAGCGAAUGCCAAAUUUUUGGUCCAUUGUGGUAGCAAGACCAAUAUGGCCUCGUUUGAAUGUGUGUGGGAAAACGCCAGUGAGUUUACUGAGUUUACCGCCCCUUGGCUGGAUGUUAUGGAUCUUAUGGCAGCUAGGAUUGAGCUUGACUCCCCAGAAGCUAUCCCAAUAACCCAAAGAUGUAUUGAUUUUUUCUUCACCGAAAAACUUCCCACAAAUAAAGGUUUUUUCCGGAAACUCUGUUCACCGCCGUUUCUCGGUAAGAUGAGACUUUGUACUCCUCCCCGGUACCUCGAUAAGUUAAAUAUCGAAAGUAAUGAGGGGGAUCUGGAUGAAUUGAGGUAUGUUAUUGGCUGGUGUGAAGUCACUCUCCAGAACGAGAUACAAAAGGAAGGGGAGAAUGAUAUUAGUGCAACAGAUACACCAAUAGACUGUCUUUCUUCGCUGGCAUUCCUUAGACAACAUGGGAAGGUGCAGCAAGAAAUAGUGGAGAUACUGAGGGAGGCGACGCUUUAUUUUGCAUCUCCGGAACGCCUCAGCGGGCUGGGUGAGAGAAACUAG